Pogona vitticeps (central bearded dragon) is the source of this 2217-nucleotide messenger RNA. RefSeq names its product ATP binding cassette subfamily G member 8 (gene ABCG8). Gene Ontology annotation, molecular function: ATP binding; ABC-type transporter activity; ATP hydrolysis activity. Gene Ontology annotation, cellular component: plasma membrane; signaling receptor complex. The record is from RefSeq and is a predicted model, not a curated record. Lineage: Eukaryota; Metazoa; Chordata; Lepidosauria; Squamata; Agamidae. Gene Ontology annotation, biological process: transmembrane transport; cholesterol efflux; cholesterol homeostasis.
AUGGAAAUAUUUCCGCUGGAAAGCUCCAUGAGGGAGGAGGAGGAAGAGACUGAGAGGGUGAAGAGACUCCAAGACAGUAUUUUUUGUUCAGAAGAUAACAGCCUUUAUUUUACGUACAAGGGGGAAUCAAAUGUUCUAGAAGUCAGAGACCUCAACUACCAGGUUAAUGUGGCCUCACAGAUUCCUUGGUACGAAAAAUUAGCGGAACUCCAAAUGCCUUGGACCCGUGGCAUGGCUGCUGAAUCCCACAUGGUAGCCAUACGAAACCUGAAUUUUAAAGUCAGGAGUGGGCAAAUGCUGGCCCUCAUAGAGAGCUCUACUUGUGGAAAGACACCUUUGUUUGACCUGAUCACAUGCAGGGACCAUGCAGGCAAAAUUACAUCAGGUGAAAUCUUAAUCAAUGGAAAACCCAUCAAUCGUCCGCUGGUGAAGAAAUGCGCUGCCCACGUACGGGAAGACGACAGGCUGCUCCCCAACCUGACAGUCAGAGAAACGUUUUUGUUCAUCGCAAAACUGCGUCUCCCAGAGAGCUCAGAUUCACAAAGAGAAAAAAGGGUAGAAGAUGUUAUAGCAGAACUGAGGCUGCGGCAAUGUGCAAAUACCAGAGUAGGGAAUGCAUACAUCCGGGGUGUUUCUGGGGGAGAGAGGAGGAGAGUCAGCAUUGGAGUCCAGCUGUUGUGGAAUCCUGGAAUUUUGAUAUUCAAUGAUCCCACAGCUGGACUGGACAGCUUUACUGCCCAUAACCUAGUGAUAACACUCUCCAGACUAGCCAGAGGAAACAGAUUAGUCCUUCUCUCAGUUCACCAGCCACGAUCAGACAUCUUCCAGCUUUUCGAUUUGGUUCUCUUGAUGACAUCUGGAGUCACCGUCUAUUCAGGAGCUGCCCAAGACAUGGUCCAAUACUUCACAAAAAUAGGUUAUCCCUGCCCAACAUACAGCAACCCUGCUGAUUUCUAUGUUGAUUUGACCAGCAUCAAUAGGCAUACUGAAGAAAGAGAGAUAGAAUGUAAGCGGAGGAUCAGCCUCAUGGCUGCCAUGUUCCAUGAAAACAUCAGAUGUUUUGAUGACUUUUUAUGGAGAAGCAGCCAACGUAGCAACACGGCACCUGUUUCUACACCGAGUUCUGUACCCAUUUCGGAGGAGUCAAUUACUGUGAACUGCCAGCCAGUUGAUCAAUUGUCAGGAUGGUUCCAACAGUUCACUAUUUUACUAAGUCGCCAGAUCUCUAACGAUUUCCGAGAUCUCUCAGCAUUGCUAAUCCGGGGAUUUGAGGCCCUCCUUAUGUCUUUAUUAAUUGGAUUCCUUUAUUAUGGUCAUGGAAAAAACCAGCUGUCUAUUCAGGACUUAUCCGCACUUCUAUUUAUGAUAGGAGCUUUGAUUCCUUAUAUUGUGAUUCUUGACUGCGUAACAAAAUGUCAUUCUGAAAGACCAGUGUUUUAUCAGGAGUUUGAAGAUGGAUUAUACCCUGUUAGCUCCUUCGUCUCUGCCAAGGUUUUAGGAGAUCUUCCUGAACAAUGUUUCACUGUCAUAGUUUAUGGGAUUCCCAUCUACUGGCUGGCAAAUCUCAGCCCUGAUCCUGAACGUUUCUUACUUAAUUUGCUGCUUCUUAUGUUUGUGACUUACUGUGCCCGAAUCAUGGCAAUGUGGAUAUCUGCACUGCUCCCAACAUUGCAAAUAUCAGCUUUUUUUGGUAAUAUGUUGUACACAACAUUCUUUCUGAGUGGAGGCUUCUUGAUAAGCCUGGAAAACCUGUGGACAGUUCCAUCAUGGAUUUCAAAAGUAUCUUUUGUCAGAUGGAGUUUUGAAGGAUUAAUGAAAAUUCAAUUUAUGGGAAUCACUUACCCUAUGACUUCUGGGAAUGUCACCUAUCCAGUACCUGGAAAUCUUGUGCUCAAAACAAUGGGUUUAGACUCCUGUCCCCUUUAUGCCACUUACCUUAUCUUGGUUGGUAUGACCACAGGCUUCUUGGUUUUAUACUACAUAUCUCUGCGGUUCAUAAAGCAGAAAUCAAACCAAGACUGGUAAGAACAUGACAGAACAGACUAUGGUGAGAGAAUGUGUGUCCAUACUGAACACCAGAGCUAAGUUUCACUAUGAAAACAAGACUUCAACAUGUUUCAUAAACGCUGCUGACUUUUGUGAAACGGCAAAGCUAAAUUUUAUGCUGAUUACUCCCAAAAUGUGCAAUAAUUUAGAUAUGCCACCAGAUGGCAGCAA